UAUUCAUGAAAUGAAUAUUUUGUAUUAAUUUAAUUACUAUACCCAAUUUAUGCAUAAAGAUUCCUGAUAAAUAGAUUCUCAGUGCAUAUAUUUUAUAAUCAAAAUGGGUAAAUUUACUUUAGCGUGAGAAUGCAUAUUUUUCAGACUGACAACUGUCUUGUCACCCUGCUCGUCGCCACACUUAUUUGUUUUCGUUAUUAUUUUUCAAGUUUGUUUGUUUAGUGAUUCAAGUAUUUGCAAAAGUGUUGUUACACCUUCGUAGCUACACUGACAAGUGCAGUGUUGUUCCACAUAAUGGAUGCAGUUCUCCCCGAUCUGGGCGAAGAGCUUUCGGCAAAGUUGCGCGAACACCAGAUUGACACCGUGGAUACGUUCCUGUUUUUGACACAGGAAAUGGUGAUGCGUGAGCUCGGCCUGAAACUUGGCUCCUGGCUGCGCAUAGAUAGAGCCCAGCAGGUUCUAAGAAGCGAAGGACCUUCUACAAAACCGCUCCGGGAUUCAAACUGUAAACGGGAAGCGAAUCAAUGUCAUGGAAAAUUCACAGUCAGCUCUGAUGAAAUCCAGAAUAUCAUUGAAUCAGAUCUUGCCUGCCAAUCACUGUUGCGUGGAAAGCUUGCCGAAGGACUGGCCCUCAAGAAGAAUGAAAAAAAUCUGAUUUGCCGCACAGUUUGCUCAAAAAUUUUCAAGGAUGCCAUUAAAGAUGAACGAAAAAUAACUCCUGACGACAAACGCAAUCUAGCUAAGGCCAUCGUUGAAGCUUAUGACUGCCUCAAAAGUGAUGUUCCUGGAAAACCUGUUGAAGUGAGUAUUCCAGGCACUGCCGUCAGCCUAGUCGUGACCAUAAACCCAUACCUAUUCGGUAAGACCAUGUAUCUGGAUUCCAUUCUCAGUACAUUUCAUAUAUUUCAGGCCGAAUUUUUUUGGGAAUGCAACGGCGAGACUAAAGGACCGCACACUGGGUUCAUUCAAAACUGGAUCCGGAAUUGCAAAUCGAAAUCGAUCGAUGGACCAAAAUCGAUCAAGCGCAAACGUCGGAAUGAGAUAAACAUAUCCCAAGAGGAAGUUGAUGCUAUUGAGGAAUUGUGUGCCACGGAACCCGCGCCGGAAUCCCAUCCUCGGGUCAUGGAGUUACUGGCAGCAACAUUCAUGUACAGGCAGACGCUGAGGGCAAAUAAUCGAAUGGUUUCCGAAAUAACAUCCGAAUUUCCGUAUUUGCUGAACGAAGACGCGGUAGUGUAUUAUUUAAAUUUUGGGUUUUCAUUUUGUUGAUCAUUGAGUCAAAUUUCAGAUCCAUCAAGAAUUCGAUUUGAUGUUUCCGGAACGGCAAAGGUCAACCAGUUUUGAGUCCGUGACCCCUUUAUGCUUGAUGCUCAAGCAUGAGUUCGAUGAGAUAGCAAGUGGUAUGAUUUGUGAUACAUAUCAAAAACGUUAUAGUAAUGUUAUUUUUCUUUCAGAUGGCAUUCGGGCAAUCGCCAAACUGUGCUCUGAACUUACGCAGCAAGGCGCUCGGAAAUCUGAUCCAGAGGGUCUCCCACCUAUGGAAGACUUUUUAUCGGUUUUCGUUCGUUGGCGCCAGGAGGAUAAAGAUAUGGACUAUUUUUUGACGAAUUUCAUUGACAUUCCACCAUACGUUUUCUGUGAAACGUUUGCAUUUGCAGAAGGAGUUUAUUACGUAAUGAUCAAUGGUGUCGCUUUGCAUAUUGGCCAUAACUUCUACUUAGCUCUUGACGUCGCACUUAAGUCGUACAAAGUUUUCAAUUACCAAAUUCCGUCCAAAGCAAAGAAAGUUAUAAGCUUCUUUGACAUUCUGAUUUACGAGACAUGCAAAUUUAGCCGAACUGCGGCUGUCAACAACCUUUGCGACAAAUUUCGUAAGGCUUUGCGAAAUCCUACCAGUUCGUAAUCUUGUUCGUAAUGCUAUUCGGCAAUAGGAACUCAGAAACGACAAUGCAGUGGUUAAAAUCAAUUUCUUUGAUUCUCAAUAUACAUUUUCCAUCAAGAAUUGCGCUCAACGAGAAUAAUUUGAAUACAUAACAUGUAAUAUUGCUUUAAAUAAUUUUAACUUAGCAGUGUGAGUUCAAAUACGAUUAGAGAAUAGGAUGAUAGUAUAUUGAUUCCAGGAUUGCUUCAUAAGUAAUUCAAGUCCAACUUCUGACAGAUACGUGUUCUGCUGAGUCGUAACUACUAAGUUGUUUGAUUUCUGAACAUGUCAAAUUAUCGAGUUUUGUCAUUGAGCGAGUCGCACAAAAUGUCAAAUUAUCAAGUUUUGUCAAUACGAACAAAAUCGCAAAAUAAAUGUAUUAUUAAGUUUAAAACAUCUGAAAUAAUUCGUAAAUUAAUUAUGAAAUGAAAUGAAA
Molecule: messenger RNA, 2357 nt
Organism: Aedes albopictus (Asian tiger mosquito)
Lineage: Eukaryota; Metazoa; Arthropoda; Insecta; Diptera; Culicidae
Exons: 3
Coding region: 295-1269 (324 amino acids)
Source: RefSeq, a predicted model, not a curated record